GAUAAUUCGUCAACCCGAACCCAACUGCCAGGCUAUGUUCGUCCUCUCAAAUCACCCACCGGAGCCCUUACAGAAAACCCUAAACCUUGUGGUCAUCACCACCAUCCAUGUUCCGACUCCCUCACUCUAAAGCGCUAACCUCCACCAGAAGGAGAAAACAAUACCAAUUACCGCCUCUAACCUGCAAUGGUUGUAACUCCGCCGCCUCCGAUUCCUCCGCUAUGUGCCUACAUCGGACCAUCCAACGCCAACGCUUCCUUCCACCUUCCCCUUCUUGCGACAGUCGGAAGGACAAGAAAACCAUGAGGGGUGCAAGAAAGCCUACGGAAUUGUCGAUUAAGAGAUUCAAAUAUAUCAUAUUUAUUGGUAUAUUUGAUUUUGCUUUUUUUUUUGCUCUUCGAUUUAGGUAUCCAAGAAAUUAA
Lactuca virosa is the source of this 422-nucleotide messenger RNA. The record is from the annotation of a GenBank genome assembly. Lineage: Eukaryota; Viridiplantae; Streptophyta; Magnoliopsida; Asterales; Asteraceae.